Drosophila persimilis is the source of this 903-nucleotide messenger RNA. It is a transcript of the gene MED7, whose product is annotated as mediator of RNA polymerase II transcription subunit 7. Gene Ontology annotation, biological process: regulation of transcription by RNA polymerase II. Gene Ontology annotation, cellular component: mediator complex; core mediator complex. The record is from RefSeq and is a predicted model, not a curated record. The transcript has 2 exons. Gene Ontology annotation, molecular function: transcription coregulator activity. Bases 76 to 738 code for a protein of 220 amino acids. NCBI's taxonomy places the organism in Eukaryota, Metazoa, Arthropoda, Insecta, Diptera, Drosophilidae.
CUCGAGGAAAUUUUGAAAAUUCGGGAUAAACAGACAUAAGGAAUAGGACUCUCUCUACUCUUUUUACCGCUCAGAAUGUCAACCCAAGAGACCCAGGUAUCCAGCCUGCCGAUGCCGCCGGAGCGGUACAUCAGCAACUACACGGAGGAGAACAUACGCCGCAAUCGCGCACCACGUCCACCGCUGCCCCCCUCGCAGCACGAAGUUUACAGUAUGUUCGGCAUCCAGUACAACAAUGACGAGAUGAUACGCUCCCUGGAGUCGCAGAACAUCAAGCGCCUGAUACCCAUACACUUUGACCGUCGCAAGGAGCUGAAAAAGUUGAACCACUCGCUGCUGGUAAAUUUUCUGGAUCUGAUAGACUUCCUCAUCCUCAAUCCCGACAGUCCCCGGCGAACAGAGAAGAUAGAUGACCUUAGCCUGCUGUUCGUCAACAUGCAUCACCUGUUGAACGAGUUUCGGCCGCAUCAGGCCCGUGAAACGCUGCGCGUGAUGAUGGAAAUGCAGAAGCGUCAGCGUGUGGAGACCGCCACCCGUUUUCAGAAGCACUUGGAGCGUGUGCGGGACAUCGUAAACAGCGCCUUUUCCGCCCUGCCUGUCCUGUGCGACGACGAUGAGAAGGGCAAUGCCAAAGUCAAGUCGGAAGUGGAUCCCCUCGAAUCGAAUGCGGCGGCCAAGAACGAUCCGAGCUAUCAGCAUGAUCGCAUGAUGUGCAAGCUGGUGGAUGGCAUCGAAUGAGAUUGCAGGCCAGAAUGAUGAUUGAAGGAAGACUGGUCAUUGUGAAUGGCACGAAGUUAUAGCACCCAUAUUUAUAGCACCUUAUAGACCCCUAAGAAUAAAGUACAUAGUUUUUGUUUUGUGAUGAUAAUCGUAUAUUACAUGCCUUGCGAUUAAUUCCUGCAA